CCCCUGAGCCACAACAUCACCACCCUCCCCCAGCAAAUUUAAUUUAGAGACAGGCUCUUUCUGUGUUGCUUAGGGCCUCGCUAAAUUGCUGAGGCUGGCUUUGAACUCACCAUCCUCCUGCCUCAGCCUCCCAGCCCCUGGGAUUAGGUGGACAUCACGGUGCCCUGCCUUGGUUUUUCUCUUUUGAUAAACCUAAAAAAGAUACCAAAAAGCUCCAUGGGGCUUUUUUUGUUGAAACACAGGGCAACUAUUUGUCAACUAUUGUCCUCAGCUGGCGUCUCUGGCCACAAGACCAGGAGCACAGGACGAGUCCCUUUCAAUGUCCCGUAAUACCGUGAUUGGUUGAGACAGGUCCAGACUUACCCCCCAAGAUGCUAGUGCCCAAGAUGCUGGGCAAAGAGGGCAGGCUGUUCAUCCUGGGAUACGCCUUGGCUGCUAUCUGCCCCAGGGGCCAGGGCAGGACCAGGCCGCUGCCCUUGAACAAAACCCAAGCUGUGUUAGCAAGAGAGAAGGCAGGAAAAGUGCAGGGUGGCACCCGCUGGGCUUUGCCACAAACCUGUAUGACUAGGUGGGGCCGGCCCUGAGGAAGAGGGGAGGGGCGAUGCCGGCCCGGCAGCCAGGGCACCUGAGAGGAGCAAUGGCAGCCAGGUGGGUGGACACGGCGGGCGACGGCCGAGGAGCAUGAGAUCACUUCCGAAGGUGGGCAGGGGCCCGAGUGCCAAGAUCUAGGGGCCUUCCCUGUCCAAGAGUCUGGGCUUUACCCACCAGCAGGGAAGAAAAUCACGGAUGAUUCCAGGCCGGACGGCUUGGGAGCCCUAGGCUGGGGGACGUCCCCUCACGUCCGCUGUGCCAGCCUCCUGCUAGUGCCCAAGAUGCUGGGCAAAGAGGGCAGGCUGUUCAUCCUGGGAUACGCCUUGGCUGCUAUCUACGCAGGGCCAGUGGCCAAUCUGCAGCACAACCUCAAUGAAGUGAUAGCAUCUCUGGGCUGCACCGUGGAGCAUCAGAUCAAGAACGCCCGCGCGGCCUGGCGCAUCUCCACAGCCCCCCUGCGAGCAGUGUUCAAGGACCUACUGAGCAGCAGAGCAUCGUUGAAAGCAGAAGCGAAGAACAUUUCCACCUCCUUUGAGGACCUGGAUGCCCAGGUGAAUAGUGAGGCUGGCUUCGUUCCUGAGGAUGCCGCGGACUCGGAAGAAACAGCCCAAGGUGCCCAGGCCCGCGGGGCCCCACGCUCCAGACUCCACCUCUCCACCCAGAAGAUGUAUGAGCUCAAGACCAAGCUGCGCUGCUCCUAUGUGGUGAACCGGGCCAUACUCAGCUGCCAUCGCUGGUUUGACCAAAAGCAUCAGGAGUGCAUGCGGCGAAUCUCAGUCCCGCUCCUCAACCACUUGUUCUGCCUGCCCAUGAAGUUCAAGUUCUUCUGUGACAUUGCCAAGGUGAUGGAGGUUUGGUGUCGCAGUCGCAUCCCAGUGGAAGGCAACUUUGGGCAGACCUACGACUCCCUCAACCAAUCCAUUCGUGGUCUGGAUGAGGAAUUUUCAGCCAAUAUUGACAUCAAGGAGGAGAGGCAGGCCGCGGUGCUGGGCGUCAACCUGAGCUGGCAGCACGUGAGCACGGAGGUGCGGGAAUCCGUGCAACGGCAAGAAGCCCGGCUGCAGUGGGCCCUGGGGCUGCUGCACGUGCUGAUGUCCUGCGCCUUCCUGCUGGUCCUCCACUCGUGCUUCUCCUACAUGGACAGCUAUAACGGGGACAUUCGCUUUGACAACAUCUACAUCAGCACCUACUUCUGUCAGAUCGACGAGCGCAGGAGGAAGCUGGGUAAACAGACUCUGCUGCCCCUCCGCAAGGCUGAGGAGAAAACUGUCGUCUUCCCCUUCAAGCCCACCAUCCAGGCUCAAGAAAUGAAGAACCUGGGGAAGGAGCUCCUGGGCACGCUGCCCAUUGCGCUGCUGCUGCUGCUGCUGUGCGGGCUGGACUGGGCGCUCUACUCGGUCUUUGACACCAUCCGCCAGCACUCCUUCCAGCAGUACUCCUUCCGCAGCAGUCAUAAACUGGAGGUGAAGGUAGGGGGAGACUCCAUGCUUGCCCGGCUUCUUCGGAAAACCAUUGGGGCCCUGAACACCUCCUCAGACACAGUUGUGGAAUCAAACAACCUGCCCUGCCUGCCCCAGCCCGUGUGCAUGGAUGCCAGGGCCUACUGGAGGGCCUCACUGCCCAUUGUCCUGCUGGUGUGUCUCUGCCUAGCCCAGGCUUUCGGCUACCGGCUCCGGAGGGUCAUUGCAGCCUUCUAUUUCCCCAAGCGAGAGAAGAAGCGGGUCCUGUUCCUCUACAAUGAUCUAUUGAGGAAGAGAGCAGCUUUCACCAAACUGAGGAGGACUCUCAUCAUAAGGCGCGCUCAACAGCAGAGGGGUCCACGCCACCACCUGGUGGACACCCUGCACCACCGCUGCCCGCUCGUGCGCCGCUGGCUGCGCCGGCGAUGCGUAGUGUGCCAGGCGCCCGAGACACCCGAGUCCUACGUGUGCCCAACGCCAGAAUGCGACGCCGUGUACUGCCAGUCGUGCUGGAACGACAUGAAGAAUCUGUGCCCGGUCUGCACACCCCGCGAGGAGCUCUCCUCCUCUGCUUACAGCGACAGCAACGAUGACCUUAAGUACGCGGAGUGAGGGGCGUACCUCUGGCUUCCGCCCACCUUCCCGUUUAAUAAAACGUCUUGCUGGC
Molecule: messenger RNA, 2718 nt
Organism: Marmota monax (woodchuck)
Lineage: Eukaryota; Metazoa; Chordata; Mammalia; Rodentia; Sciuridae
Gene: Dcst1
Product: DC-STAMP domain containing 1
Exons: 14
Coding region: 873-2663 (596 amino acids)
Cellular component (GO): membrane
Source: RefSeq, a predicted model, not a curated record